AUGGCAGAACCCACGCUUGCUGCUCUUCUUGCCCAGAUGCAAGCCAUGACCGCCGACCUUGCCGCGCUGAAGACCGACAUGGCCUCCGUGAAGGCACAGUCCGAGUCGUCCGGAUCAGGGGGCGCCGAUGGCCACCGUUCUGAUCCGCAGCUCUCGAUUCCUGAAGUUCUGUAUCAUCAGCAGGGGAGCUACUCCAUCGUGAAGAGCAAGAUGUCUGAUGUUAUUCCUCGGGAUUUUUCAAAGUUCACUUAUGUCGAUAGGCCCGUGUCCAAGUACGUUUUUGAGGUGCUUGAUCUUGAAAUUGGUGAGCAGACUCGUUUUAUUGCUUGUCCAAGGGUGGGUGGAUUAAGUGGAGUUUCAUCUCAAGAUAAAGUGAUGAGUGUUGCACGUGCUUGUAAGGAGCUUAUCCCUCAUAAUUUUGUCAAGAAGUUGAAAUUCUGUUAUGAUGAGGCCGACAGGACAGUGUAUUGCCUUGCUGAUAAUGAUCAAGUUUCUGAAAUCUAUUGUGCUUAUUCUGUUCGAGUUGGUGAAGUUAAUGUCACUUUUUGUAAAGUCAGUAGUAUUGUGAUGAGGAAGAAUUCAAUUAGAGCAUACCUUGAUGUUGAUAUUACUGUCAAGGGAAAUUGUUCUGGUUGUACUCUUGAAAAUGAAGUUGUCUCCUUAUUUGUUUUUGAGAAUCUAGACUUAGUCCCUGGAGAGCAGACAAGUGUCAUCGCUGUGAAAGAUUCGGACACUGAAGACAAGGUGAAGCUAGUUGUUAAGCUUGUUAGUCAAAGCCGUGGGCCUUCCUUUGUCAGCAAGUAUAAGUUUGGCCUCUUCGACAUUGGCCUGGCUACACUUUUUGAUGAUGAAGAUUGUCUAAAGAUUUUGUUCUAUGAAGCAUUUGUAAUUGUCUUUUAG
This is a messenger RNA of Miscanthus lutarioriparius, 900 nucleotides long. Lineage: Eukaryota; Viridiplantae; Streptophyta; Magnoliopsida; Poales; Poaceae. The record is from the annotation of a GenBank genome assembly.